AAUAAAUAUUGAAUGUAUUGAUGUACAAUAUAUUUCAGAAUAUGAUUUGAUGUUAAUGUACCCAUAGAGUUGAGCAGUGAACACUUACUAUCAAGUUUAAAUCAGAUUUACUCUUUGGGGUAUGUCUAGGUCUUGAAAUAUGGACGAAACAAGUUCACAAAGGUAUAUAGUAUGCGGAGUUGUAGGAUUGUUAAUAGUUCUAAACCUGGGACUUCUAGGAGUUGUUCGAUUAGUCAUUCUUCUUGUUCUUCUGGCACUCUCUUGCAUUCUGGCAUUUCUGCUCGCACUCUAUUCAAACUCCAGGGUAGAUGAAGCUGCUCAAUGCUCAAGGAUUUUUAUCAACAGGGGAGGGUUAACCCUUAAACCUGUAAAUAAGAAACAUAUCAGUCCAACAAACCUGGACCUCACAGGAUCUUCUGCUAUUGAUGCAUCACUCCAGGAGAUGAUAGAUAAUAUAAUUAAGAAUUAUGUUUUGAACUGGUAUUCAUCUGUUUCAAGUAAUCAACAGUUUCCGUCAGAAGUUCGGAACUGCUUAUCUCGCGCGUUUUCGUUGUUAUCCGAAAGGAUAGGAGAGGUAGACUGGGUAGCUUAUUUAACCAGAGGACUUGUCGACGACAUAGCCAGUCAUCUUAGACUGUUUAAACUUGCCCGUGGCAGGUUUAAAUCUCCACUGAAUGAAGGAGAAGCUAGGCCGUCUGACCUUGAAAGCCUUUUCUUCGAUGCCGAGAUUGAGAUGGAAGGAAAUAUAUGUAGAGACUCCGUCUGUUUAGAAGCAGAGAGCGAGCUUAAAUAUCUUCAGGAUCUAUCCGAUCUUCUCCUUUACCUGCUUCUACCACAGGAGGAGUUUGAAUCAGGUUCUGUGAGAACUUUAACCCGUGAGAUAUUAAGCUGUUCUGUUCUUCAACCUUUGAUUCAUCUUCUAUCUGACCCAGAUGUUAUCAAUCAAAACAUUGUAUGGGCACUCAGGGACUUCGAGGUUCGUAGUGAUGUCUUCAUUUCUACUCUUCGGCACUCGGAUAACGUUGGUGAGCUAGAGGCGUGUCGAUCAUCAGUAGUGAAGGAGAUAUCUAGGCUUAGAUCAAGAGACUCCCAAGCAGAUGAUACUGAAGAAGCAAAGGAUCAGCUUAAUUCUCUCCUUUAUCUUAAAAAGGUUGUUGACACCAGGAUCAACCGCCUUCAGUCUGGGUUUAGUAGCAACAGCUAUGGGAUCCCAGCUAACAUUGACUGGUCCUCAAAAAUUAGUGCUUCCACAAAGCUGUUGAACCUGCCCCUGGAAGUUUUACUAAAGAGCAAUAUUUCACUAUCAUACUUCAUAGACUAUAUGUCUUCUAUAGGUUGCCAGUAUGUUGUUUACUUUUAUUUGAACAUCGAAGGAUGGAAGGUUGCAGCUGAGCAGGAGCUACAAGCUCUAGAACUACAGUUGCUUAGACAGGAGGAAAUCCUGAGAACUGAAGAAACGGCAAAAGAGAGAAGCAUGAGGCAGGGGUACAAUGAGAAGGAAUCUGCAGCUCUUGAAAAUAUUAGAGAGGCUGCUUUAUCUAUCUACCAGGAGUAUUUGUCGGAUAAAGCUACGCCAAGGAUAAACCUUGAGGACACCUUAUCCAAGAGACUUGUUCUGAAAAUAAGAACUGAAACUCCUGAUCCUGGAUGGUUUGAUGAAGUAGCAGGAAUAAUCUACCAUCAACUGGAGACGGAUGAAAAGUAUCUUUUCAACUUUAAACGAAGCAACGGAUAUCUUAAACUAUUGGCAGAGCUAGAUAUCAAGGUGUGUGGUUAUGACGAAGAUGAAGAUGAAAGUCUUGGAAGUAUUGGGGAGUCCUUAGGUGAGAAUAGUUCUAAUGGGAGUGUAGAAACAACCAGUUGUAAAAGCAUGGGUACAGAAUCUGAAUAUGAGGGUUUAACGCGAUAUCCAUCCUCAAAUUUCAUAUCAAAGUUUGAACCAGUUCCCCAAGUUGCCGGCAGGUCUUCUAUUCAGGAGAUUAAGGCUGAAAUAACAGGAGCUGAACUGGGAAGGGAAGCGAAUGGAAAACAGUUUGCAAUCUACGUUAUAUUUGUUAAAAAAGAUGAAAACAGUUGGGAGGUUUCCAGGCGAUACAGUGAUUUUCAUUUCCUUCAAACUUCUUUGUGUGGACAGUUUCCAGCCCUGGAGAGAAUUCCUUUUCCUGGGAAGAAAACAUUUGGAAACCUAGAGCGAAAUUUGGUUCAGAAGAGACAAAAGAUGUUGAAUGCUUUUCUUCAAGAAGUAAUUGAUAGCUCCAAAUCUUCAAGUAAUUUUCCUGGACUGGGAGAGCAAAUUAUUGAGUUUGUACUGCCUGACUGGAGUAUGGAACGCAAAGGGGUGAUGGAGAGGGCAGUAACAGCUGUUUCUCAGGAUAUUCAACGAUCUGUGAAGAGUGUGAGUAGUGCAGUAACCUCAGUUCCUGGUAAUAUUGUCAAGAAUGUUGAUACAGUCAUGGAUGGAUUUACAAAAGCAUUUAUACAAAAGAAUAUCAGCUGUGAUGUAGAUGUGGUCAGUUCAGUCAAGGUUGGAGCAUCUAUAGAAGAUAACGAAGAGAAUAUUCCUCUCAGGAAAUAUAUAUAUAUCAUUAUUCACACGUCUGUUCUACAAUGUACAACUUAUUCAUCUUGGAUAUUACGUUGUCACAUUCAGGAUAAUCAUUGCAAGUAUUUCAUGCCUCAUGUCAUAAAUGCAUUAUUAGUUUUUUUUAGUUUCAUUUUCAGAGGUUAUUCUACCAAGUUAUAAGAUUCACAACCUACCAGGUUCAUGAUGCAUAUAAGAGCUCGGAUGCAUUUGUUGUUGUAACCAGUCUUUGGACCGUUACACGGUGGAGUAAAUCGGUUUGAAUAUAUAUAUGACCUUAAGUUGUGAUCAUGUUAUGAAUCACAGGGGUAAAAUCUCAAUUUCUGUCAAAUUUUUGGAUGAAAAACUUUAUUCAAACUAAUAUAUUCUUUAGUAAUUAAACUUUUUUUUAGUCAUAAGUUUCAUUCUGAAUGCGGUUCCUCUUGGGGAGGGAUAAUUGAUAAUAUUUAGAACUAUAUUCAGAAUUUUUCUUAGUCCCCAGUUGUUUACAAAACUUUGGCUUGCUUACAAUCUAUCAGCUGUUUCUUUUCAGUUUUUGUGCAACGUUGCUUUAGAUAGAUACAGCUUGGGUCUCUACUCUCUAGUUUCCUGUUUUUGUUUACUCACAGUCUAUUGUUCUCUCAGGAGG
Eurytemora carolleeae is the source of this 3209-nucleotide messenger RNA. RefSeq names its product sorting nexin-13. Gene Ontology annotation, cellular component: early endosome. NCBI's taxonomy places the organism in Eukaryota, Metazoa, Arthropoda, Copepoda, Calanoida, Temoridae. The record is from RefSeq and is a predicted model, not a curated record. Gene Ontology annotation, molecular function: phosphatidylinositol binding.